UACCUACAGUGGGUUGACCCCUGAGUCGCCGUGUCUCCCCUUCAAGGAUACAGGUUGCACAAUAGGGACACCAUCACAGGGGACGUCAUGGAUCUCGGAAAGAAGCUCAGCAUUCCAAAAGAUAUUAUGUUGGAGGAGUUAUCACUGCUUUCCAACAGAGGUUCGCGGCUCUUUAAAAUGCGCCAGAGGAGAUCUGACAAAUACACAUUUGAAAGUAUCCAAAAUGAGGCUAACACACUGCUAAAUAAUGAUAUUUUAGCUCAGAAUGCACACAUUGUGGAAAUUAAAGUGGAUGCACCAACCACAGCAACCCAUGGAAAUGCUACAGAAAACACAGUUUCAGUUAAUAAUGCUGACACGACUGCAGAGAAGGUAAAAACCACAACUAUACACAAAUACUAUUACUCUCCUUGGGCGGAGGCAAUCCUUCAUCACCCUGACCUUGCGGAAACUCUCAAACUAAGAAUGCCUGCACUGGACCCACGAGCAGAGCUUCCUGAAUACAAAUGUUUCAACCGAGCUGCCACUCCUUAUGGUGGCUUUGACAAAGCACCCAGAGGAAUCACAUUCAAGCUCCCUCUGGUGGACCUGAACAUGCCCAGAUACCCAGAGCUGCAGGAUCCAGGGUUGAAGCGGCCCACCUUCAACAGGACAGCCCAGGGAUGGGUAUCUGAGGGCACUCAUCUGAUCCUACCCACCAUUACCCUGGAGUCUAUCGAAAUCCCAGAGUCUGAUGAUCUGUAGAUGGUCUGUUGUUAUCUGGCAACACAUUGUUGGCUAUAAAAU
Monopterus albus (swamp eel) is the source of this 786-nucleotide messenger RNA. RefSeq names its product myozenin 2b (gene myoz2b). The record is from RefSeq and is a predicted model, not a curated record. The transcript is spliced from 5 exons. Gene Ontology annotation, molecular function: telethonin binding; actin binding; FATZ binding. Gene Ontology annotation, cellular component: actin cytoskeleton; Z disc. Lineage: Eukaryota; Metazoa; Chordata; Actinopteri; Synbranchiformes; Synbranchidae. The coding region runs from base 88 to 744 and encodes 218 amino acids.